This is a messenger RNA of Staurois parvus, 347 nucleotides long. NCBI's taxonomy places the organism in Eukaryota, Metazoa, Chordata, Amphibia, Anura, Ranidae. The record is from the annotation of a GenBank genome assembly.
GUCAAAAAAUUCAACACACCAGCAGUGUGUGAGGAGACCUGAAAGUGGCACAUGGCAGAGUGUGGCGAUGGAGACAGCAGCAAUGGGAGGCCGUACAGGGACCCAUGAGAGACUCUGGACUUGGCAGCAGCAUGAGGAGGCGGUAUAUAGGGGCCCAUGGCAGAUUAGGGGCCUGGCAGCAGCUAUGGGAGGCCCGUAAUCUGCCAGCACCCUAUGUCAAAAAAUUCAACACACCAGCAUGUGUGAGGAGACCUGAAAGUGGCACAUGGCAGAGUGUGGCGAUGGAGACAGCAGCAAUGGGAGGCCGUACAGGGACCCAUGAGAGACUCUGGACCUGGCAGCAGCAU